Chinchilla lanigera (long-tailed chinchilla) is the source of this 7024-nucleotide messenger RNA. RefSeq names its product ceramide synthase 6 (gene Cers6). Gene Ontology annotation, molecular function: sphingosine N-acyltransferase activity; DNA binding. The transcript has 10 exons. Lineage: Eukaryota; Metazoa; Chordata; Mammalia; Rodentia; Chinchillidae. Gene Ontology annotation, biological process: ceramide biosynthetic process. Gene Ontology annotation, cellular component: membrane. The record is from RefSeq and is a predicted model, not a curated record. The coding region runs from base 207 to 1361 and encodes 384 amino acids.
CCCUUUCUCAGCGCGGCCAGAGGGAGGAGAGAACCGGGGUUCGCCGCGAGCCUUCGAGAGCAGCGGGCGCCGAGGAAGCGGCAGCGGCUGGCGCGAGCGGCGGCGGCACAGGCUUGGGGGCCAGCCAGGCGCGCAUCCCCGGCGCCCUGCGCAGAGGAGAGCUCGGCGGGCCUCGGGAGCCACAGGACAGGAGUGGACAAAGCAAGAUGGCAGGGAUCUUAGCCUGGUUCUGGAACGAGAGGUUUUGGCUUCCGCACAAUGUCACCUGGGCGGACCUGAAGAACACCGAGGAAGCCACCUUCCCGCAGGCGGAGGACCUCUACCUCGCCUUCCCGCUGGCCUUCUGCAUCUUCAUGGUGCGGCUCAUCUUCGAGAGAUUUAUAGCCAAACCGUGUGCCAUAGCCCUCAACAUUCAGGCCAGCGGGCCGCAGAUUGCCCAGCCAAAUGCCAUUCUGGAAAAGGUCUUCACUGCAAUUACAAAGCAUCCCGAUGAGAAGAGAUUGGAAGGCCUCUCCAAGCAGCUGGACUGGGAUGUUCGAAGCAUUCAGCGCUGGUUUCGGCAAAGACGCAACCAGGAGAAGCCCAGCACCCUGACGAGGUUCUGUGAGAGCAUGUGGAGAUUUUCCUUUUACCUGUAUGUAUUUACCUACGGAGUUCGGUUCCUGAAAAAGACCCCCUGGCUAUGGAAUACAAGACACUGCUGGUACAACUACCCCUAUCAGCCUCUCACCACUGACCUUCACUACUAUUACAUCCUGGAGCUGUCAUUUUAUUGGUCCUUAAUGUUUUCCCAGUUCACUGAUAUCAAAAGGAAGGACUUUGGCAUUAUGUUCGUGCACCACCUUGUAUCGAUUUUGUUGAUCACCUUUUCAUAUGUCAACAAUAUGGCCCGAGUAGGGACCCUGGUCCUCUGUCUUCACGACUCAGCUGAUGCUCUUCUAGAGGCUGCCAAAAUGGCAAAUUACGCCAAGUUUCAGAAGAUGUGUGACCUCCUGUUUGUUAUGUUUGCCAUGGUUUUUAUCACCACCCGGCUGGGUAUAUUUCCUCUCUGGGUGUUAAACACCACGUUAUUUGAAAGUUGGGAAAUCGUUGGACCUUACCCUUCCUGGUGGGUUUUUAACCUACUUCUCUUGCUAGUGCAAGGGCUGAACUGCUUCUGGUCUUACUUGAUUGUAAAAAUAGCCUGCAAGGCUGUUUCAAGAGGCAAGGUGUCCAAGGAUGAUAGAAGUGACAUUGAGUCUAGCUCAGAUGAGGAGGACUCAGAACCUCCAGGGAAGAACCCCCACACCGCAACAACCACCAAUGGGACCGGUGGGACCAAUGGGUACCUGCUGACCGGUUCUUGCUCCAUGGAUGAUUAAUUACUUAAAACUAGAAGUCCUGAACAAAGUGAACUGUUUGUUCCUGGAAGUAUUUAAUAAGUUGCAAAUGCAGUUCCUUUCAUAAUAUUUCAGCACCAGAAACAAAAAUUAGGAUUAUCAAAGCAUUUUGAAUAGUGCACUGCCAUAUGUCCUGUCUGUGAAUGAAGAAGAAAUACCAUUCUCUCUAUGUAGGCAUGCUGUAUGUAAUUGACACAAGGGAACAGUAUUUGCAUUUGUACUGUCUUAGAAUAUUAUUUAUUUUUUGUAUGUUUGUAAAUCUGUGGACAAAAGAGGGUUUUCUUGCUCCUUUUACUCCCUGGGUUCAUGACAGUGAAGGAGAUGUUAUAUCUGCUUCUGCCUCUUUCUCUUGCUGUAGUCCAGUGUGCCAUGCGCAUCAGCUUAGUUUGUUGCUUAGCGCAAGCAAAACCCAGUGCGAGGUCCCCACACAGCGCCGAUAGGUUUGCUUUCUUUGCAUUACUGUGCCCAUUUCGAAGCCAGAUAAUAAGUCUCCGUGAUCAUCCUUCCAGUGUGAAGCUUAAGCAGGAUCAGAUAGGUUUUUAAAUUGUCACUCAUGGUGGUCAAGUAGCAGUUCAAAUAAUAAAGGGGAUGAUUAUUGGUGGGCUUUUUUUGAAUGUUGUAUGAAACUGAUUUGGAAUAGAUUUUAUUUCUUGUGCACACAACCAAAAUUUGUUCAGUGUGUGUGGCAGUUAGUUGGGGAUUAACCUGUAGGGUAUGGAAAUUUUUUAUUCUCUGUGUGUGAGAUGAGUUCAAUGUUCUGACUCUGAAGGAAGAUACUUUGCUUAAACUCUUAAUUAUAAACAAAGAAAUCACUCAAUAUUAGGAAUUUGUGCCGUGUUCUGGGAAUAAUAUAAAGAGAACAACUGAUUUCAAUCAGAUUUUGCCUGCCUUAUAAUUAGUGCAGUCUUCUGUCACAUCCUGAAAAAACAAGAUAAGUGUAUUUUGGGGUGGCAGAGGGAGUCUUUCAAGAGUUAGAACAGAUCACCCCAGUGCAAAGCACUUUAUUUCAGCAAGCUUUUGAGGAAAAGCUCAGCUAGUAUUGGGCUUGAUGUUUUUAUUUUGCUGAGCAAAAUAAAGCCAAUGGAACACAUACUGGUGUUCCCAUUGUUUUUCUCUUUAAGUAUAACCCACGGUGACUAGAAACUGGGUAAUGUUGCACUCCAAGUCCUUUUUAUUUGCUUCUUUCAAAACUUGAAUGGUUUCCAGAAAUUUUUAUUCAAUUUUUAUUUCCAGAAAAGCAACAAAAUUCUACUGGACAAUGGCAGUAUCAUCAGUGAGAAAAAUUACUGAAGAAUAAAGCCUUCCCCACAGCAGUGUUAUGUAUGGAUAAGAAUACCAUGUACCUAAGCCAAAGAAUGUCUCUUUUCUUCUCACUUCUAUUAAGAGAGAAUAAAAUAGGAUUACAUGUAGUUAUUUUAUAAGUCAAAAAGAUCAUCACCUGAAACAGGAAUCCAAAACAAAAACACAGAAAUAUAAGCAUGUGAAACAGGACACAGUGAAGAUAACAGAAAAAUAUUAGAGUGUGUGUAGCCAGCUUGGAGCCAUUUACAUUUAAUUUGACUAAAAAGAAAACUAAAAUAAAGCUUUGUGCACACACUUUGCAAUCCGCAAGUUAAUAGUUAAAAGAAUAUUUCCAAACAAAAACCUCUUUCACUGUAAUAUUGUGUUUUCCUCCACCCGCUUCCAAAUCAGGUGUUUCUAGUAUGGUCUAUAGUAAUAAUUGAAGAGAUCGGAAAUAUGUCUGCUUGUUUAUGUAGAAAACAAUGCAACUCUUUGUACUGGUGGACCCUUGUAUUAUUUUACAAAGCAGGCAUAUGUCUAGGCAUACGUCUAGGCAUGCAGUUUGUGGAUGGCUGAAUUUGUGAGACCAGUCAUGGAACACCAAAAACCAGUCAUCAGAAUGUCUGCUCAAAUGCAGAUGGACAAAAAUAACAUCACACGUAUUGUAGCUGAAAUUUUUGAACAGGUAAAAGAUGUUAUCACCUAAGAUAUGGGACAUAUUCCCCUUACUGUAGUGUCUGGGCAAGUCCUCCUGAUGGAUGAAAUGAACUUUAGGACCACCGUGAGUCCCAGCAUGGGCCAUCUUACCUUUUUGCACAGAAGAAUAACUUCAAGAUCAGCUUGUAAAUUAAAGGUUUUGAAGAGAUGCGUGAAAUGAUAAAAUUGAUUCUGUCCUUAGCAGAGGCAAAUCUGAACAGUCUUUUUCUUUUUUCCUCAGUAUAACUUAGAAGGAAGACUGGGAAUACUCGGUCCUUCCAGCUGCCAGCAUCGAUGCCGUGCUCUCUUCAAGUCUAUUUCAUCUUACAUUUUAGGGCAGAGUUCUCUUUUGGCUGCUUAAAAUGGGAGUUGGUAGGGUUUUUCUGGUGUAGAAUAACCUGUGUCUGUCUACUGCUCUCUGAGAGUAGCCUGAGAAAGGCUGAGAGAGAAAACUGCACAAAGUAGCCUACCAUCACCUAUGCCAGGCAGUAGUUUUUGGAGGUAUAUUUUGUAAAUUCAGCUGUAGGUUAGUGAGAGUGGUGUUUCUUGUUAAUUAGCCUGUGGUGACAUUUCCUUCUUCUAGUCACAUGCAAACCUUUCCAGGGUACCGAGGGGUAUAUAGAAAGGACUCUAGAAAAAGUGAUAUUUUAACCUCCAAUGUUAUAACUCUUCUAGAUCUCUUAGUGAGGGAAAAAGUAGAAAAUCAGGUAGAAUUGGGCCUUGGGUCAAUAAAUGAUAUAAAAGUGUAUGAUCUAUGUGUGGAUGUGUAUGUCUCUCCAAAAAAUGAUAAAACCAAAAUAUAGCAAUUCAUCUUUGUCCAUAUUCUUAUCAUAAAAACACUAGAAGCUUCCCUGAUUCUUUGUGCUUGCUCCCCACUGAGCUAAGAGUGGUGGGGCCCUUUUGAUGUCUUAGCCACAGAGCUACCUAUGGUACAGUCCUGGCCAUGAGCACCUGAGGUCUCACAGAAGCUAGAUACAGCUCAUGUUUCCAAAUCAGUCCUGUGGAUUUUGACAGUAGAGCAGAAAUGAUCAGUAUUUUGGAUUAUUCAAGUAUUUUUUGGAAAAGUGGAAACAAGUCCCACUGAUCCCUAGGCUUGUAUUAACAUCCCAUGCUUAUGAGCUUCGGGACAGGUGGCAUCCUGAGUUACCAUCAGAUAAGCCCACAGCAUCUGACAAAAAUGAGGCAGAAAAGGUAGGCCAGAUGUAAGGCAAAAUCAGAUUAUCUUUAUUCAAAAUGUUAGGUGAACCUCAAAAUGGCCAGUUCCGUGGCCACACGUUGCAAUCUGAGUACAGUCAUGCACUACAUAAUGAUGUUUUGGUCAGUGACAGAACACGUGGAAGAUUGUGGUCCUGUAAGAUAUUGAUAUGGUCUCGGUGUCUAGUAGGUCAAACCAUCUGGGUUUGUGUAAGUCUGCUCUGUGAUGUUCAUAUGUAGUGAAAUCACUUAAUGGGACAUUUCUCAGGAUGUGUCCCUGUGGUUAUGUAAUACAUGGCUGUAUUUGAUAGAAAUUGAAUUUGAGCAAGCCAAAUGCCUUUAUUUUAGGUAGAAAGGACCUGGAUCUUCCAUUUUGUAUUAAAUCUCAUUGUUAUUUGGACUAAUUAAAAUGAGUCUUCCUUUCAGCUUGUCUGAGACCACUAAAGAGUUCUUCAAAGAGAAAUUUGUGGACAACCAUAAUUGUUCCUAGUCCAUUCAUAAUUCUGCAUUGAUAGUUAUUUUUGUCCCUAUCUGGAAAUAUUAAAGCCAAAGUUGCCUGAAUAUGUGAGUAUUUUCCUUAAUUUGCAGUGUAAAGACUAUACAAAUAAUUCCAAAGGUAUUGAAAGUUUCCAUGUAUUAGUGCAUGUUGGUGUCAUUAUAUCCAGAGAGAUUUCAAGAAAUCUUUUGGAAAUAAAAGGUUAAAUGUUUACAUUUCAUGGGAUAUUUGAGGUGUUAGCAAUCUAAUUAGCUUACUUUUUUGUCUUUGGAUUUCUUCUUUGUAGACAAAUAGGAAUAGUGCAGAAAUAUUUCUAAUAUGGAAAUUAGAAAAAAAAUCAAAUCAGUGUCAGCCUGAAGAUAAAGUGUGAUCUCAUAGCACUUUUUCACGUGCUGUAGGUUACUUGUAUGGAAAAAGAAGGUGCAGGGAACUCUAUGUAUUGCCCUUGUGUCCAGCACUUAAUCCGUGGAAGGAACGAUCAUGAGCAGUUCAUUAAACACAAACUAUUCUUGAAAAUACAACAAGAUUUUUUCUUAAAAUACUGCUGUCCUCAGAAUCAGUGUAGGUUUCUCUUGGAGAAAUGAAAUUGUGCCAUUUUCAAAUAGCCACAUAGUAAUUAUCACUAGCCCACCUGCCGCAUCUUAGUUCUUUGUGGUGAUUGGCCGAAGGCCCUGUGGUUUUCUUUAGCAUGGACAACACCCUCCCACCCCUAGGAGGCGCUCAGUGCAUGCGGAGGAGCCCUGUCCACUCUGCUGUUAGAACUGCUCUAAUAAUUACUCAGAGGUAGUGUGUUUAGUGCUGGUUUUCACGGAGAAAAUUGUAUUGGAGAACAUAAAACUUCUUAAGUAUUGAGACCUACAGACACCCAAAGACACUUAGUCUUUUGUAGGUAUUCCCAAGUUGAGUUCUUCACGAAGACUGAAAGGAAUGCAUUACCAAAUGGGCGCACACCGAGCCAGAGGAAUUUCACAAGUCUCUGCAGUCAGGUGGCAUACGGUAUCUCCACACAACGGCGCCUUCUCAGGACUGCUGAGGAAGGGACAGGAGGGGCCUGGUACCCUAGGGUCUGUCUUGUUUGAUCUCAUUCAUUCACAUUCCUUUCAGUUUUCUAGAUUCUUGAUAAAAGGAAGCAGACAGGUUGUCAUUUUUCUGCUUUGGAUUUCUCACUAGCUUUUGCAUCAGUCGUGUGCCACACCUCUUCCUCCACCUGGUUCCAUUUUUCAGAAAGAAGUUAUUGUGCCAGUGUGUGUGUUUCCAUAUCAUGGGUCCGUGCAGGCAAGGCUUGGCUUGCUGUGUUGGUGUAUGUUUUGUGGCUAGAAUCCAGAAACAACAGCUCUGAGUAAGGUUUCAUGCUUGACAAAAAAAAAAGAAAAGUAGAUUUCUUUCUUUUUGGGGGGCAGGGGCUAUAAAAAUCAAAACUGUCAUUAUAAAACUACACUUUAAAAAUUAAGGAUUUUUAAAGGUAGCUGCAAAAAUAAAUAAGUAAAUGAAGGUUCUAUAACAGGAGCAGUUACGUGAUGAUUCUAGAACUUCAGCUGAGAGCUUCAUUAAUUGAAACAUGAAAAACACCCUCCAAGUUUGAUUUCCCACAGCUCCGUAAGGCCCUUAAUUAAGCUCAUGAUUUUUAGCAAUAUCUUAUGUGCCCGUGUCGUAAUCAUCUGCUUCCACAACCAUUUGUUGGCAUGGAAGGGGCUGGUGGCUAGCUUUUGGUUUGAUUUUUUUUCAGUUUUCAGUGAGAAAUAGGAUAAGUGACACCCUUACUUUACUUGUUUUCUUAAAACAAUGCAGUGCUUGAGCAUCUCUGUCAGAAAUAGAAUGAUGUACUGUUAGCCAAUUAGAAUUAUUUCAUGUAUUGUUAUUGUGUUUUGCCGAUUUUAUAUGAAAAUAUAAUUAUUCAUUCUUGGUCUCUGGAAGCAAUCAUUAUUAUGAGAAUCAUUUUACUUUGGAAACACUUUCAUAAUAAAGAUAAGUAUUAAGA